CAAAAACGGCAAAAAAAAAAAAAAAAAAAAGUUGCAGCAACCUUUUACUCGUUUUGCGUGAAGAAGCAGUGAACAAAAAAAAAGCGAAAAGAGAGUGAGAGAAGUAGAGUAAAAACGACGAUAUAUACGGGAAAUCUCAGGAUCUCGAUCCUGUUCUUGGUUUUUGUACUUUCAGUACUCUCCAUGGCGACGAAGCGUCAUCAUUUUGAGCUCGCGAAAGGCAUCAAUGGCCUUGAUAAGAUCGUCCUCCGCGAGUCUCGCGGCCGCUCUGCCGAGGUAUACUUGUAUGGUAGUCAUGUAACUUCUUGGAAGAAUGAGAACGGAGAGGAGUUACUUCACCUCAGUAGCAAGGCCAUAUUCAAGCCCCCAAAACCUAUUCGUGGAGGGAUUCCACUAUGCUUUCCACAAUUCAGUAACUUUGGUACACUUGAAUCACAUGGAUUUGCUAGAAAUAGGAUUUGGGAAAUUGAUGCUAGCCCGCCUCCUUUGCCAUCGAAUUCUUGUUCUAAUGCAUUUGUUGACCUGAUCCUAAGGCCAACUGAAGACGAUCUGAAGAUCUGGCCUCACAAGUAUGAUUCUUCAAAGACUCGUUCUCUAUAUUUUUUUCAAAACAAUAGGCUUUUAUUAAAUUUAAACGAAAAAUAUCUCACAGAGAGCAUUACUAACUUUCUUUCAUCUUGGUGGGUUCAUUUCAGUUUUGAGUUCAGGCUGAGGGUAGCCUUGGGGACCGAAGGAGAGUUAACUCUGACAUCUCGUAUCAGGAACACCAAUUCUGAUGGAAAGCCGUUUACAUUCACAUUUGCUUAUCACACCUAUUUCUCUGUCUCUGACAUCAGUGAAGUACGGGUUGAAGGAUUGGAAACAUUGGAUUAUCUUGACAACUUAAAGAACAGAGAACGUUUUACUGAACAAGGCGAUGCAAUAACUUUUGAAUCUGAAACUGACAAGAUUUAUCUAAGCACGCCUACAAAGAUAGCCAUCUUGGACCACGAGAAAAAGAGGACUUUCGUUAUUCGCAAGGACGGGCUUGCUGAUGCUGUGGUGUGGAAUCCUUGGGAUAAGAAAUCAAAGACGAUCUCUGACUUGGGAGAUGAAGACUAUAAGCAUAUGCUUUGUGUGGAAGCUGCAGCCAUCGAGAGACCGAUCACAUUGAAACCAGGGGAAGAAUGGAAAGGAAGACUCGAACUCUCUGCAGUGCCUUCUAGUUACUCCAGUGGACAGCUUGACCCCAAGAAAGUCCUUGAGUGACUCUUUCAAACUCCAAAAUUAUCAUAUUUCUCUUCUCUUUAAACGCAGGACCAUAAAAACCAGUGAAGGGAGGACUUGAAGAUCAUCGGAUAUACUAUUAAAAGAAACUGAGAUUGAAUAAAAUUGUUGCAUAAUGCUUCUUGGUUCUCUCUGUUGUAACCACAGACAAUAAACGAUUUGAGGAUCAAGACAAGAGACUUCCACCUGAAAUUUUCUAAAUGUCCGCUAGAUUUAUAUAUUUCAUGGUUAAUUCGAUACUAA
Messenger RNA from Capsella rubella, 1509 nucleotides. Its product is annotated as putative glucose-6-phosphate 1-epimerase. The record is from RefSeq and is a predicted model, not a curated record. NCBI's taxonomy places the organism in Eukaryota, Viridiplantae, Streptophyta, Magnoliopsida, Brassicales, Brassicaceae. Gene Ontology annotation, molecular function: carbohydrate binding; isomerase activity. Bases 184 to 1248 code for a protein of 354 amino acids. The transcript is spliced from 8 exons. Gene Ontology annotation, biological process: carbohydrate metabolic process.